Messenger RNA from Fusarium sp. VM40, 3360 nucleotides. Lineage: Eukaryota; Fungi; Ascomycota; Sordariomycetes; Hypocreales; Nectriaceae. The record is from the annotation of a GenBank genome assembly.
AUGGAUAGCUCAAGCAUCAUAUCGGCCGAGGAUCUUCCUCCACAGCCAGGCCGCACACUGCUUCCCCCUCCAGUCGCUCAAGCCGUGAGCCUUGCAACACGCUCGACAUGUAUGGCUAUUCGUCUGAGCUCAAGGGUUGGCUCCUUCGGCCUCAGUGCUGCAAAAGUUACGACAUUGUCAUCUUUGGAGCUCGCUCGCAGUAUGGUCGAAACUGUUCUAGGGCAAGCGGGAAGGGAAACACUUUCGAGAUCCCAGAGCGACAUAUCUACUGCCGAAGCAGAAUCCAUCAUCGAGAGGAGCUUCGAGCAUCUACAUCAUGCUAUGUCCCAGGCCGUCUUUUGGACAAGUGCAGGCUUCAACCUCACGAGCACGACCUUCUCCAUGGCCUCGGGGAUUUCUCAAAUACUAUUAUCCUCACUCGAUCAGAUCUUUGGUUCAACUGAUUCUUCAAGAGCUAUAGCAGGCAUUAUCACACUCAUUCGACGAGAGUUUCAUGAUCCUGCAACAGGGCUUCAUGGUGAUACUAUUGGUGUGACAGACCUCGCUCUUGGACUAUGCGCUCUGGCGUACUUGCAAAGAUACUCUUGGAAAAUGGUCGAAGAGGAAAGACAACGUCAAGAGUGCGAGGAGAUCAUCUGGGAUGUUGUUGUUUUGAAUGAUGGUGAGCGGGUAGACAUUCAGGAUCGUAUCCCUCGAAGUUCUGUCUUUACGAGGUCAUCCAGCCCGACAAGUUCAUCGUCCAGAAACAAUAGCACCGACAAUUUACAAGCAGCAGUCAUUGGCAAUUCUCAAUCAACAUCAUUCGAAGAGGAGGAAUCAGUCAUCGACCAACUCAAAAAUGAAAUGGUCAAGAAACUUCCACAUGACACGUCUGUCUCUAUCUCCAAUGUGGUGUCAUCAACACAGACUGUCACCAUCGAUGUUGAUGGUCCUCACCCUUUCCCUUUGCCUCUGCUACCCGGCGCUGAGAUCGUUGAGACUACAGGAUUAGGAACUCAAGUGAGCAAACGCUCUAGCCAGAUUUUGAACGACUGCCCUGAAGCCUCGAGCUAUCGUAUUGUAUAUAGACUUGAGAGAUCGAGGACUGGAGAAACGUCUUUCCAAGGAGACACCACAGCCUCUAUCAUCGAUGUAUCGAAGGAGGACUCGGCCCCAGAGGUUCCAGCCAAAGAACCUCCCCCUCUUCCCAAGAGACCGGGCACGGCGGGUAUCAAAUCGCCUCCACCACAGCGCUCAAGGCCAGUACAGAGUACUAAUGAUCUGCCAUCCCGGGCAUCUCCGCAGGCCACAGCGAAACCUCGGAGCAGUGUGGCACGGGAUGAGAAGAGCAAGUUCACACGACGAAACUCCACCUCACCACCAUCUUCACCUCUAGAACCUCAGACCCCACAACGUGAAGCAAACCAGAAGAGACCACGAGCCCCCGUCACAUCAUCUCAUACCCGAAGCAAAUCAAAUGGUUUGCGUGAAAACCCUACACCUCCCAAAAAAGUCAUAUCUAAGAAGAAGUGGGAUUCUUCAACUACUCCCAGCCAGUCGAAUGAAAGAAAAACAGGCCUCAGACAAGUUCUUCGAGAAGGCAGUCAAUCGAUCUCCAACAUUUGGAGCAAGGAUUCGCCGCCGCCUGAAGGCAAACCAAGACCGCAAUCAAGAGUCUCAACCAUUGCGAAGCCUGCCAACAAACCCAUUCAUAGCCCGCGUUCUUCCACAGACCAGAAACGUAUCGAGAAGGCAGAGCUCAUCCCACGCAACUCUUCUCGUACAAGUUAUGUCUCUAUCCACGACCGUCAUCGAGACUCCAUGAUAUCUCAGACAGACAUGUAUUCUGUCCAUUCCGGAUAUGUGUCGCCAGCCCAUUCUUCUAGCGUUUCCUUGAGCGGCGGGUUGAUUGAUUCGCCUUGGGCUCAACAAGCUCAGAAUGACAGUCUUCUCGCACCUUCACAAAUAUCUGUCAGUCACCGCAGGGUUAUCCGAAGAAGCCCAAGUCUUUGGAGUUUGGCUUCCAAUGAUUCACAAUCGUCUGUGGUUCUCUCAUACUAUCACCAGAAGAGCGCCUAUACCGCUUCAGAUGCACUUGGGGGACUUCGACGUGAUGGCAUAGUAAAUGGAAUCUUCCCUCAAGGCCACGUGCUUAGCAACAUUACAAGGUACAUGCGGUUCUCAUCUGCGUCAUAUGGAUCAGCAUUUCUCAAGUUCAUGGGGAUCUCCAAAGAUAUGCCAUUGUUGAGAGCUUGGGAUAGCACCCAUACAGACGUCAGACAUUUUGUUCACCACACUGAGUCCGAUACGCACAGCAUUCUCCUUGCCUCCAUCGUUGAUCCCCAAGGAGGAACAGAUUCAAGUGGCUCAACAGGGACCGGUGUGCCUUUAGUGCACUACAUCUCCUUGGAUCAUGAUGCCAAAGCGGUUGUGCUUGCUUGUCGAGGAACCCUGGGUUUUGAGGAUGUCCUGGCUGAUAUGACCUGUGACUACGACACCUUGACUUGGCGUGGUCGAGGCCAUAAAGUACAUAAGGGCGUCCAUGCUUCAGCUCGCCGACUUCUAUAUGGUGGUGAUAGGCGUGUGUUGCUGACUCUCCGGGAGGCACUGCUCGAAUUUCCUGAUUACGGACUUGUUCUUUGUGGUCAUUCUCUGGGCGGUGCGGUCACGGCACUACUCGGGGUGAUGCUUUCUGAGCCGAAUCCAACUGGAACCGGUUUCGUAACAGCCAUUUGUGCUCCAGAAAUAACAGUCGGUGACGAUCAAUCUGACGGCCUUCGCCCUGUUCAUUCUUCUCUACCAUCAAGGCGGCCCAUUCAUGUUUAUGCAUAUGGGCCUCCCAGCACAAUGUCAGCUUCUCUUCGUAAGCGAACUCGUGGCCUCAUCACUACUGUCGUUCAUGGAAACGACAUUGUUCCUUACCUUUCAUUGGGAGUUUUACACGACUUUCAGGCCGUCGCGCUUGCUUUCAAGAACGAUCAGCAACAGGCCAAAGCGGAAAUCCGUCAGCGGAUAUGGCAAUCCUUCCAGACUGGUGUGGCAGACAAAUGGUAUGGUGGUUUGCCCUCGGUUCCUUCUGGAGAUACGUCCAAAUGGGGUCACUCAGUCCUGCAAGGUCUGAGGGCUGGCAUGACAAAUCGAAAACUUGUGCCUCCUGGGGAAGUAUUCACAAUAGAGACUCAACGAGUUUUGAGGCGCGAUGCAUUUUUGCUACCUGAAGAAGACCAUAUCGGCAGGCCGGCGCAAAGGAUUGUACUAAAAUACGUCAAGGAUGUCGAGGAGCGCUUCAAGGAGUUAAGGUUCGGCACAAGUAUGCUGAUUGACCAUAAUCCAGCCAGGUACGAAGAGGCUCUGAACAAGCUUCGGCUCGGGGUUGUAUGA